AUCCCCAUGUGACACCAAAGAGUGUCAGAAUGGCGGCCAGUGCCAGGUGGAGAACAGCUCUGCAGUGUGCAUGUGCCAGGCCGGGUACACAGGGGCAGCCUGUGAGACAGACAUGGACGAGUGCAGCUCUGACCCGUGCCUGAAUGGAGGCUCGUGUGUUGACCUAGUGGGGAAUUACACCUGCUUGUGUGCAGAGCCCUUCGAGGGACCUCACUGUGAGACAGGAAGCCACCUGGCACCUGACGUCUGCCUCUCCACCCCUUGCCAGAAUGGGGGCACCUGUGUGGAUGCGGACGAGGGCUAUGUGUGUGAAUGCCCCGAAGGCUUCAUGGGCCUGGACUGCAGGGAGAGAAUCCCCGCCAACUGUGAGUGCCGCAAUGGAGGCAGAUGUCUGGGCACCAACACUACCCUCUGCCAGUGCCCCCCAGGCUUCUUUGGGCUCCUCUGUGAAUUUGAAGUCACAGCCACACCCUGCAACAUGAACACACAGUGCCCAGAUGGGGGCUACUGCAUGGAAUAUGGCGGGAGCUACCUCUGUGUCUGCCACACCGACCACAACAUCAGCCACUCCCUGCCAUCGCCCUGCGACUCGGACCCCUGCUUCAACGGAGGCUCCUGUGAAGCCCAGGAUGAUUCCUACACCUGCGAGUGUCCGCGUGGGUUCCACGGCAAGCACUGCGAGAAAGCCCGGCCACACCUGUGCAGUUCAGGGCCCUGCCGGAAUGGGGGCACAUGCAAGGAGGCAGGCGGCGAGUACCACUGCAGCUGCCCCUACCGCUUCACCGGGAGGCACUGUGAGAUCGGGAAGCCAGACUCAUGCGCCUCCGGCCCUUGUCACAAUGGCGGCACCUGCUUCCACUAUAUUGGCAAAUACAAAUGUGACUGUCCCCCAGGCUUCUCUGGAAGGCACUGUGAGAUAGUUCCCUCCCCUUGCUUCCGGAGUCCGUGUAUGAAUGGGGGAACCUGCAAGGACCUAGGCACAGAUUUCUCCUGCCACUGCCAAGCAGGGUACAUAGGACGCCGGUGCCAGGCAGAGGUAGACUGCGGCCCCCCGGAGGAGGUGAAGCAUGCCACACUGCGCUUCAAUGGUACCCGGCUGGGCUCAGUGGCACUGUACAUAUGUGACCGCGGCUACAGCCUGAGUACCCCCAGCCACAUUCAGAUCUGCCAGCCACAGGGCGUCUGGAGUGAGCCUCCUCAGUGCCUCGAAAUCGACGAGUGCCGAUCUCAGCCAUGCCUGCAUGGGGGCUCCUGCCAAGACCGUGUCUCUGGGUACCUGUGCCUUUGCAGCACAGGAUAUGAGGGAGCCCACUGUGAGCUGGAGAUGAACGAAUGCCAGACACAACCCUGCAGAAAUGGAGGCUCCUGCAGGGCCCUGCCAGGGGCCUAUGUCUGCCAGUGUCCUGCAGGCUUCGUUGGAGGCCACUGUGAGACAGAGGUGGACGCCUGUGACUCCAGCCCCUGCCAGCACGGAGGCCGGUGUGAGAAUGGCGGCGGGGUCUACCUGUGCGUCUGCCCAGAGGGCUUCUUCGGCUACCACUGUGAGACAGUAAGUGACCCCUGCUUCUCCAGCCCCUGUGGGGGCCGUGGUUACUGCCUGGCCACCAAUGGGUCCCACAGCUGCAUCUGCAAAGUGGGCUACACCGGCCAGGACUGCGUCAAAGAGCUCUUCCCGCCAACGGCCCUCAAGGUGGAGAGAGUGGAGGAGAGUGGGGUCUCCAUCUCCUGGCAUCCACCUGAUGGUCCGGCUGCUAGACAGAUGCUUGACGGCUACGCGGUCACCUAUGUCUCCUCUGAUGGCUCCUACCGCCGCACAGACUUUGUGGACAGGAGCCGCUCCUCACACCAGCUGCGGGCCCUGGCGGCUGGCAGGGCCUACAACAUCUCCAUCUUCUCUGUCAAGCGCAACACCAACAACAAGAACGAUAUCAGCAGACCUGCGGUGCUACUCACCCGCACGCGACCCCACCCUGUUGAGAGCUUUGAGGUCACCAAUGUGACGGCCAGCACCAUCUCAGUGCAGUGGACUCUGCACAGGAUCCAUCACGCCACCAUCAGUGGGGUCCGAGUAUCCAUCCGCCACCCUGAGGUCCCUGAGGACCAGUCCACCGAUGUGGACAAGAGUGUGGACAGGUUCACAUUUGGAGCCCUGCUGCCAGGAAGGAGAUACACCAUCCAGGUGACCACUCUUAGUGGGCUCAGGGGAGAGGAGCAUCCUACCGAGAGCCUGGCCACCACACCAAUGCGCGUGUGGACCAGGCCUCUGCCUCCAGCAAAUCUGACUGCCGCUCGAGUCACAGCCACCUCUGCCCUCGUGGUCUGGGAUACCCCCACUCCAAGUGCCUUGCUGGAGGCUUACAUCAUCAAUGUGACCACCAGCCAGAGCACCAAGAGCCGCUACAUCCCCAAUGGGAAGUUGGCAUCCUACACAGUGCGUGACCUCCUGCCAGGACGGCGGUACCAGCUCUCAGUGACAGCAGUGCAGAGCACAGAGCAUGGCCCACUGCAGCACCAGGGAGGACACCACCCACGGGUGCUCAGAAACAGACCACCUCCAGUUCGCCUGCCAGAGCUGCGCCUACUCAACGACCACGGUGCCUCUGAGACACCAACCCAAGCCCCCAGGUUCUCGGAGCUUGUGGAUGGCAGAGGAAGAGUGAGUGCCAGGUUCAGCAACCCACCCAGCAAAGCAGUCACCAUGAGAUCACUACCCACAGCCCUGCCACAGCUUGAGAACAUGGAGGAGGCACCCAAGCAGGUCAGCCUGGCCCUCCAGCUCCCCGAACACAGUGACAAAGACGUCGAAAACGCCCCCAAGAACUGUUCGGAAAACCCCUGUCAGAACGGAGGCACCUGUGUACUGGAUGCUGACACCCACAGCUGUGACUGUGGGCCAGGUUUCAAAGGCAGACGCUGCGAGCUCGCCUGUAAAAAGGUGCCCCGCCCCUGCACUCGGCUGGUCUCGGAGACAAAGUCCUUUCCCGUCUGGGAAGGAGGCAUCUGUCACCACGUGUAUAAAAGAGUCUACAAAGUUCACCAAGACAUCUGCUUCAAAGAGAGCUGUGAAAGCACAAGCCUCAAGAAAACCCCAAACAGGAAACAAAGUAAGAGUCAAACACUGGAGAAAUCUUAAGGAUUUAGGACAUUCUUGUUACACUUCACCAACCUCAAGAGUUUCUAAAACCCAGGAAGAUGAGAUCUAAAAAUUGGAUUGAAAAGGACACCCUGAGAGACAAGGUCCUGGCUGGAGUCCCCUCUGUGACCUCUCUCCUUGGGCCUCUGGAAGACAGUCGGCCAGGCCUGUGCAUGCACCAGCCCACCCUGGGAGAUUCUUCUGGGACCAGUCACCAUGAGUCCUGUGAUGCAUUAAGCAGCCUGUAAUCUAACUCAGGUUGUGGCUUCUAAAGGCACGAUCUGUGCUUCUGUGGAUGAAAGAUGACAGCCCACCA
Carlito syrichta (Philippine tarsier) is the source of this 3449-nucleotide messenger RNA. It is a transcript of the gene SNED1, whose product is annotated as sushi, nidogen and EGF like domains 1. The record is from RefSeq and is a predicted model, not a curated record. The coding region runs from base 71 to 3133 and encodes 1020 amino acids. Gene Ontology annotation, biological process: Notch signaling pathway. Lineage: Eukaryota; Metazoa; Chordata; Mammalia; Primates; Tarsiidae. Gene Ontology annotation, molecular function: calcium ion binding; Notch binding. The transcript has 26 exons.